AUGCCGCAAAUAGCUUCCGUUUUUUUGUUGUUCUCCAUGCUUUCUCCUCUCUUGACUUUUCCCGCGUCCGUGUCACAACAAGGGAGAGAGGGUUGGGGGGAGUCUGUGCUGUGCGUGUCUUUUUCCCUCUCUCAUUGUUGUGGAGUUCACUUUUCCCUUUUUUCUGUCAUGUGCCUUGUUCUCUCUUUUUUUUGUGUGCACGCACGCACAUUUUUUUACUGCUAUGCAUGGCAUUUUAGGUUUUCGCAUUACAUUCAAUCGUCCGUUCUUCCAACUGCCAAAAUGGGGUCUCCUAAGAUCGUGUACUCCGCCCUCAUAAGGAACACCACCACGAUUUCUGUGACGGUGCUUGUCACCUAUUCCAUGCCGAACGAAAUGCCCCAGGAAACUGUGCAAUUGCUCAUUCCACCAGGCGAAGAAAAGGAAGCGCCCCAGAAAUUGGUGGAGGACGGUACAGUAACCUGGACAGGCUUUAUUAGCAAGGUUGCCGUUGAGGGUGGGCAGUCUAUGAGUGCUCCUUUCCUGGGAGUGGAAUCUCCUACGAGAAAAUACGGUUUUGAAGUUUACAUGCAAGUCGGCAUGCUGCGGCUAUUAGCAUUGGGCCCUGUCGAAUCAAGCAGUGAUUGA
Messenger RNA from Trypanosoma cruzi, 627 nucleotides. RefSeq lists its product as uncharacterized. Bases 1 to 627 code for a protein of 208 amino acids. Lineage: Eukaryota; Euglenozoa; Kinetoplastea; Trypanosomatida; Trypanosomatidae. The transcript has a single exon. The record is from RefSeq and is a predicted model, not a curated record.